Messenger RNA from Aspergillus japonicus CBS 114.51, 777 nucleotides. RefSeq lists its product as uncharacterized. The transcript has 2 exons. The record is from RefSeq and is a predicted model, not a curated record. The coding region runs from base 1 to 777 and encodes 258 amino acids. NCBI's taxonomy places the organism in Eukaryota, Fungi, Ascomycota, Eurotiomycetes, Eurotiales, Aspergillaceae.
AUGGCCACCCCAUCCCAAGAAACCCAAAGAUCCACCACCCAAACAAUCGAACUAACCUUACCUCCCCAGGACAAAAUCACCGACCCGGCCAAGCGCGCAUGGUCCUACUGGGCCGACGAGCACAUCCGGAUCUACCUCGAAGCCAUCCAGUCCAACAACCACACGACCGCUCGCGAGACCGCCAAACUGUGGGCGCAGAUUCUCGGCCGCGCGUUUGUCUUGCCCGGCAGCAGCGACAGCCAGACCCAGAACUACCGCCUCCUCACCCGCCGGUUCUUCGAGUCCGCAACAAACACCCCGCUCCCCUACGAGAUCAUCGACCUCGUAGACCCCCACCCCAAAAAUGGGAAGGACAACAUCGCCGUCAUCCAGAUCAUCUGCCACGACGCCACCGCCGCACAGGGGGCCAGUCCGGAGCUGCAGCUGCGCGAGCUCCGGCAGCGGAAGCUGGCCCUCGUCCAGCAGCAGCUGGUGGUGGGGGACUCCGCGCUGCUACCGGAGUUUGUGCUGGGGAUCGCGGUUGGGGGCCACGUGUGGUUCCAGAACCUGAAGGCAGAGGAUGGGUGCCGGCGGGGCCUUUGUAAGGUGCUCUGUCUCGUGCAGGACCGGGGUCGGGUGGAGGAGUUGCUGCGCUCGCUGAGGCGGACGUUGAGUGAGUCGGUGGGCUUGGUGGGUGCUUCUGAGGAGAGUUAUUUUGAGUCAGACUCGGAGAGUGGGGAUGAGAGUCGGUCAGCGGUGGUCUGGUUUGCGUUCGCUUCUCGCGUGAUCGUGGCUUGA